Molecule: messenger RNA, 1249 nt
Organism: Numida meleagris (helmeted guineafowl)
Lineage: Eukaryota; Metazoa; Chordata; Aves; Galliformes; Numididae
Gene: RIPPLY2
Product: ripply transcriptional repressor 2
Exons: 3
Coding region: 74-472 (132 amino acids)
Biological process (GO): negative regulation of transcription by RNA polymerase II; embryonic pattern specification
Cellular component (GO): nucleus
Source: RefSeq, a predicted model, not a curated record
CGCCGAGCCCGGGGCGGGCGGCGUGAGGUGUGGUGUUGCGGCGGCCUCUGGCUGAGCGUAGUCCCGGCGGAGCAUGGAGGUCGGACGGCUGCGUUGCGGCUGCCCGCACUCGGUGGCUCUGCUCCCGCGGAGCUGCGCCCGCGUCCCACGCGGCUCCGCACCCUUCGCCUCUCCCUCCUCUUCUUCAUCCCCUCGCUGCUCCGUGCCCUUCUGGAGGCCGUGGACGGCUGGCCCCGCUGCGGUGCGCAGCCCCCGCAGGCUGGCGGAGGCCUCUCGAAAGCUGGCGCAGUAUGCCCACCCCGUGAGACUAUUUUGGCCCAAAUCAAGGUGCUAUGAUUACUUAUACCAGGAAGCUGAAGCACUUCUGAAAAACUUUCCCGUUCAAGCUACGAUUUCCUUUUAUGAGGACUCAGACAGUGAAGAGGAUGAAGGUGAACUGGAACAAGAUUCAAGAACGGAAUCACACUGCUGAUGGCAAGAAAGGCCGAUCAAGGCUACUUCUAAGACUUAAUUUAAACUUAAUGUAAAAUUGUAUUAUAGAAUUUUUAAAGAUAAUUUAUUUGUAAGUUAUUCUUAAUAAAAGUGGAAUGUUUUGUAAUUUUAUCUGAGCCUUUGUUCUAGUCUUGCCUUGCUUCUGAGCAGGGAAUGUACUGAUUAGUAAUUUUAUUUUAUUGUCUGAGGUCCUAUAUUUUGUAGACUGUAAACUUUGGUUUUAGGAGCAGAGAGCUGGAUGCUUUGCUUUAAAAGGCUGUGGUUUUGUGGCUUCUUAAGCCUGAGAAAACAGGGAAAACCUUGCUUGGUGACUAAGCAGGCCCCAUGUGGAAGCCUAUCAAGGAAUCAUUCAUCAAGGAUUAGUUGUCUUCCAGGUACUCGAGUCUAACUUUGACUUGUUAUAAUAAAUCAGUUUACUUUUGCCUUUUAUUAAGGGUUUAUCUUACAUCAUUUGUGAGCACAAAUGUACGUGACAUUGGGCUUACACGUCAAGGUAGCAGGGGGCUGGCUGCAGGGGAGCUCUCUGUGAGCAGAGCCCAGCGCUGCCCCGUAUCAGAUCUCCAGCUGCUUUGAUGGGGACCUGCCGCUGCCACAGCUGAGCCGUGAGCGAUGCUGGGAGAGGGGAGUGGGAUAUGAGAGAGAACAGCCCUGCAGGCACCGAAGUGAGGGCAGGAGGAGCUCCAUGCGUGGAGCAGCAGUUCUCUGCAGCCCAGGAGUCUGCGGGCCCUGUGGUUUGGGGCAGUGCUGGGACACCUUC